AUGGUAAUAAGUCGGGAUGCUUUCUCGUCAAAAGUUGAUCAAGAUUUGUUCGCAGUUGGUAUGUUGCCACCAUUGUUCAACCGUCGUGGUCGUGAACUUGGAGAGUCUCCUUCGAUGAUUGGUCUUGUAGGAUCCAUUUAUGGCUCAUGGCUGUUUACAGUUCUUGUCAAGCCCAAUAAUGGCAAGGCAAGUGAUGUUUGGAGUCGGAAAUCGGUCUUGCUUCUUAGCUUUAUUGGUUGUUUCAUUGGAAAUUUAUACAUGGGUUUGGCAAGCACAAUUCUCAUGUAUGCUCUGGCUCGAUUACCUACAGGCCUUUUAAAACAUAGUCAUUCAUCAGCAAAAGCUUAUUUAUCAGACAUCACAUUACCUGAAGAAAGAUCAGGUGUAUUUGGUUGGUUCAAUGCAUUUGGAAGUUUUGGUUUCAUAAUCUCGCCCAUUAUUUGUGCUACUGUUGCUAUGCACGACAAUGGAUACUUCAAGGUUUCACUUUUGAGCUGUAGCGUGUAUUUGUUCGCUAUAAUAUUUGUAUGGUUUGUCUUAAAUAAAAUAAAACUUGGUAAUGACAAACAGAAUGACAAAGAGAAAUCAUUUUUCUCCAGAAUCGUCAAUGUUGUUGCUGUUUCAUCAAUUGUGAGCGUUUUUGACUUGUUACUGAUCCGCAUCAUUAUGGCUCUAGGCAUGUUAAUAUAUCGCAGUAAUUUUACUGCUAUGUUGGAUUAUCGUUAUGGUGUAAAUGCUAAAACAACAGGCUACAUUAUAUCCUAUGGUAGUAUUGCUGGAGCAAUAUCUGGUAUGUCAUUGGGCUCUAUAUAUAGCUACAUACAAAGUGAUGUAAAUAUGAUGUCAAUUGGUGGAAGUUUGAUGAUGGCAUAUUUUUGGGAUAGCGAUGUAACCAAAUAUUUAUACAGUACUCAUAUGUAUGAUACUCUUCGUCACCAAGACAAAGGCUCUGUUUUACUAAUGAUAGGUUUAUAA
This is a messenger RNA of Xenia sp. Carnegie-2017, 975 nucleotides long. Its product is annotated as major facilitator superfamily domain-containing protein 9-like. Gene Ontology annotation, molecular function: transmembrane transporter activity. The record is from RefSeq and is a predicted model, not a curated record. Bases 1 to 975 code for a protein of 324 amino acids. Gene Ontology annotation, biological process: transmembrane transport. NCBI's taxonomy places the organism in Eukaryota, Metazoa, Cnidaria, Anthozoa, Malacalcyonacea, Xeniidae. The transcript is spliced from 6 exons.